This is a messenger RNA of Penicillium vulpinum, 372 nucleotides long. RefSeq lists its product as uncharacterized. Lineage: Eukaryota; Fungi; Ascomycota; Eurotiomycetes; Eurotiales; Aspergillaceae. The coding region runs from base 1 to 372 and encodes 123 amino acids. The transcript has 2 exons. The record is from RefSeq and is a predicted model, not a curated record. Gene Ontology annotation, molecular function: protein dimerization activity; DNA binding.
AUGGCGCCGGUUGAGAGUCCUAUAAAACAGGAGCAGCUGCGCAAGCGCCGCAUAAAACAGGAGCAGCUGCGCAAGCGCCGCAAUAACCUGCUACGCCGUCACAAUGAUUUCUGGCGCUUGUAUUCAAUCAAAAGUUGGGUAGUAAUGGAAAUGCCGAACGGUCGCCUCUAUACCUACUAUUCUCACCCCGAUGUCGCUGUCCCAACUAAACAGGAAAUAACUCAACGUCGUCAGCCUGCGGUCCACAAAUCUCCACCCGACUAUGGCCCCUAUGAGUCGGCCAAUGAAGCAAUACCGAAGCUGCCAGCGAUUACUGUUUUGGGGCGUUGCAACGAACUAUGGAGUACUUUGUCACACUACAUAACAAGGUAG